Nezara viridula (southern green stink bug) is the source of this 3714-nucleotide messenger RNA. NCBI's taxonomy places the organism in Eukaryota, Metazoa, Arthropoda, Insecta, Hemiptera, Pentatomidae. The record is from the annotation of a GenBank genome assembly.
CGAAUAAAAAAGAUAACCUUAAAGAAGCUGCAAAUAACUAACACCCAUUCGAGUAAGAUGAGUGCCAACAGCUAAAUAACUUAAUUACCUCACUGUAGCAAAAGUCAAUAGUUAUUUCGGAAAUACAAAAUCUCAUAUAUAAACUCAGUUUUCACAGAUUAUCUAAUUUUUAAAGAAGGUAUUCAGCUCGGGUAUUUAAUAUUGUGUUAACCUCUUAUAAGCAGUGCUGUAAAUGUUUACUUUUUUCAUUAUUAUUAUGUUUAGUAAAAUUUUAAAGCCUAACCUCAACGUUACGGAAUAGGAUGCACGGAGAUGGGACUUGGAACAAGAAAGAGAGGAGAAAUAGUUACGUAACAAAAUUAUUUGGGAUUAGAAGAAAGGGGAACAAUGCCAAGUUCCUGAAAAAUUUACAUGCUGAGCAGAUCGCUAAACUGCAGUUGAAGAACCAAAACGAAUGUGAACUACUAGAAGACAUUAGGAAUUUUAUACUUAAGAGAUCAGCAAUUGAAAAAUCAUAUGCAGAGGCACUUCUUAAGAUUUCUUCGGCAUUUCUCAACAGGAAAAUACCCAACAUCCCGGAUAUCAAAACAGAAGGAUCGGAAGAAAAAUGGAAUAUGUGGAACGUUUGGAGAACUGUCCUGGAAGAAAACGAAAAGCUAGCAAGAGCGAGACUUGCAGCGGUGGAAGUUUUUUCACAGCAUGUAGCUGACGACGCAAAAAUUCUGAGGGCGAAUAAGGUGGUCAAUGCCAAGAGGUGUAUUGAUCAACUCAUCCAGAUUCAAAAAGAACUUCAAGCCAGCGUGCUUGACGUGGAUAAGACAAAGAAAGGAUACUUCGAUGAAGAACACAGCGCACACGAAGUCCGUGAUAAGUCCAGAGAUAUUGAAGAAAAGUUGAAGAAGAAAAAGGGUUCUUUCUUCCAGUCGAUCACAUCCCUACAGAAAAAUAGUGCCAAGGUAACUUCCAAAAGGGAACAGCUGGAAGAAAAAUCUUCAGGAGCCAGAAAUGAUUAUCUCUUAAGUUUGGCUGCAGCAAAUGCUCAUCAAACACGAUAUUUUGUGGUUGAUUUCCAGAACACAAUUCAAGCCAUGGAAGCCAAUGUAUAUGAGAAAGUUGCAGAAUAUCUUAUGUUAAUAUCAAGAACUGAACUUCUCACCUGUACAGCUACUCAAACUUCUUUCAAUAGAAUUAAAGAACAAUCUGGUCAGCUUAGCCGGGAAUACAACCUACAAUGUGUUUACCUAUACUAUCCUGUACUAAAACAACACAUUCAAUACGAAUUUGAGCCCUGUGAUAAUGAUACAGUCAACAAAGUAACUGCAGAACAUAGUUCAUCAUCGGCAGCAUUAGGAAAAGAAGCAAAGAGAUGGGCAACUCGAAUUGGCCGAGAAUCGGCUAAUAUAAAAGAAGCUCUAGCUAAACUCCAAAAUCUUCAUGCAUUGAGAGAAUCUGGACAAAGGACUGAUCCAAAUGACCCUAAUGGCCCUGAUAUUGAAACUAAAAUGGAUGAACUUCGUCAGACUAUUAGAAGAGCAGAGACUUCAAAAGGUAAAGCAGAGGCUAGGAUAGAAUGUCUGAGAGCUGGUGGAGUUAAUGUGGAGGAGUAUUUGCAAGAUCUUGAAAAUUUAAGUGUGCAGGAUCUACCUCGCUCUAAUAGUUCCAUGUCUGUAAGAACAGAUGCUUCCGGAUUAGGGGAACAAAUUGGAUCAGACUCGAUAUAUGAUAGUGAUUAUAAUGAUGGUGCUUCUGAGUCUGCUGGUCCAACAAGCUUAGAAGAAAAGGAAAGGCCUGAUUCCACAGAAGUAGAUGGAGAAUGGGCAAUGUUAGAACAAGAAAGACAGCGAAUAGAACAAUUGACAGCAGGAUGGGACGAUCCUACUCAGGUAGAUUGGGGACCUGAAGGAGGAGAAACCACAGCAGAAGUUUCUCCGCAACCUCCAAUAGAUGGUGGAAUAACUUACAAAUGUACAGCAUUAUACACUUAUACUGCCCAGAACCCAGAUGAGUUAUCGAUAGUUGAGAAUGAGCAGUUAGAAGUAGUAGGAGAGGGCGAUGGAGAUGGAUGGUUAAGAGCCAGAAAUUAUAAGGGUGAAGAAGGUUAUGUACCACACAACUACUUGGAUGUAGAAAGGGAAGUAGAAUGGAAUGCAGAAAGGGAAGGACCACAACUCACAUCCCAAAUCUCAUUUUCUUCUGUCGACUACACUGUUGAUGAGGAACCGUCUGAACAGUCAGUUGGUCAAGACACCGUGAAAGAGGCUUUUCGACCACCAGACCUACAACUUUCUACUGGAGAGACGUAUUGCAUAGCAUUGUAUGACUAUGAAGCAACCUGUCCUGAAGAACUAAGUUUUUAUGAAGGAGAUGUAAUCAAGGUUUUAAGAAAAGUAGUCCAUGAUGAUGUUGAUGACGGAUGGUGGGAAGGUCAAAAAGGUGAUGAAAUAGGACUUUUCCCUUCAUUGGUGGUUGAAGAAUGUGGAGAGAAUGGAGAACCACUUACUCCAGAAGGAGAUGAUACUCCUCCUGGAUCAGCACCACCUGUUUUCACACCACCUGAAGUACCAACAUUCAUGUUGGCUCCCCAAGCAGUCAUCAUCACUCAACCAACACCAGUAGUAGAAAGCAAUCCUAUAGUUGGUAACAGCGAACAAUCUGAUGCUAAUUUUUCGAUGGAGUUAACCAGAGGCCAACAAAAGCAUUAUGAUACCCAAUUCGAAGAAGUGCAAAUAUCUGUUAGUGUUACUGCUGAUGACCCAGAGGCUGAAGAAGAAGAAGAUUCAAAAGACAAAACUCCAGAAUUUGGUUUGUCAACAUGUUCAGUUGUGAUCACAGCUGCAACACCAAUGAUUGAAGAAGCUGAAAAACCCUUUCCUCCUCCAGAAGAAGAAGAGCUAGAGGAGGUGUCAGAAACAGUAGAAAAAGAAGUAGCUGAGGAGGAACCACCAUCUUAUAGCCAAGCUACAGCACCAGAACGAGAAGAGGAUGACCAACCUGCUGACUCGGCUCCUUUUCCUAUCAGUAGUAGCACUGGUAGUGAGGAAGAUACCUACACGGGCCCAAGUACAGCAGAAAACUCUCAUUCUGAUAAAAGGAAAAGUGAGAUUCCAGAUGAGCUUGAACCGCAUCAACUUGCUAGGCUGCAAGACCUAAAAGAAUCUGAUGCGUGAAAAAUAUUUGUCAAUUCUUGUAUUUUGACUGAAUACAAAAACCAAUCAAAAUACGCAUUUGUAAAAUAAGUAAUUUCUAUUUGUCUACUUGUAAAAGAAACAAAAAAAAAGCAAUUUACUUCAAUUGAAUGCAUAAGGGCUCUUUUGGAUUUCGAGUAGAAAUAGUACUUAAUUUGUUAAUUUGUUGGUGUUUUAGUUUUGCAAGUCAAUCAAUAUUUUCCCUCUUAAAAUUUAGUUAGAUCUUUAAAAUGUAUUUAAGUUCUGAAUUAAAAAUAAAAAAGAAAGAAAACAAUAUUUCCAUCAAAACUUAAAGUUUUUAAAAUAAGAAAAGAUUAAACUAAAUAUAAAUAAUCUUAAAUGUAAAGAAGUGAUAACCUCACAUAACAGUGCUAACAAUUUGAUUUUCCUUUAUUAGAACAUUAUAUAGGAAAACCUCAAUUUUAUUUUUCUCUCUUGAAAAACUAAGUAUGUAGGUUGUUAAAUUUAAAAUUCAAAUUCCUAGAUACAACAAAUGUACGAUCUUUAUAAGACCUACAAAAUUCAUGUG